UGGGAAACGUCACUGAAUCAUCUCUCGAUCGCAUGGGCAUGGUCUACAGUGCUUGAAACCAAAGCCGAUUCAAUUGAGAAAUGCUGGCAUCGUUGGCCAUUCUCCUACUAACUGCUACCGUUGUCAACUCUCAGACUAACUCUAGUCACCAUAUAGAGAAGCGACAAGCAAAGUAUCUUUGCGGCAUGGAUCCUUACAAAUUUCUUUCAGACGUCCCUUGCAAUGUUUACACUUUUUGCCCUAAUGGUGGAGUAAAGCUCUUCAUUGGUUGCACAAACAACCUUCAGUGCCAAAUUCACCAUGCAGAGUCUGUAUGUAUAGACAACUGCUGCUGCGCAUUGCCACGGAUAAUGCCAUCCACACCGUAUCCUCCUUGGAUGUUCGACAGUUCGACUACGCUAGGAAAUUAUUUUUUGACUAUUUCUGUUGUUUUCAUCUUGGCCUUACUGAAGCUGUAA
Molecule: messenger RNA, 458 nt
Organism: Cylicocyclus nassatus
Lineage: Eukaryota; Metazoa; Nematoda; Chromadorea; Rhabditida; Strongylidae
Source: the annotation of a GenBank genome assembly